CAUGUGAGCAUGCCAGCAGGGAGGAUGUGGUUGUCAUAUGGAGAUGGAGGCAUGCUGGAGUUUGAGUGCAUCACUCUGACCUAAUGAGCAGCAAACAUAGUACCAGCUGCAAAAAGCCAAAGUCAGCUGUCACUGACUGCAUUGCACACAAUACUAUAUUCAAAUAAAGCAAGACUCAAGGUUAAAACAGGAUACAAAAUUUUUUGAAGGAGCCUGCAAAAGUCAGCCUGCCCUAUCAUUUGGUUUUCCGCUCACAGCUCUGAUUUGAAGGCACCAUGGACCACACAGUGGAUAUCAUCUCUGAUCCAGAUCCGUGGCUCAACACAACAACUGCAAACAGCACGUCCAGUUACAGGCCUACCAUGUCACCAGUAAUGGACAAAACCAUCAACAUAAUUAUGAUAAUCGUCUUAUUCGUAACUAUGGUUUCACUGGGAUGCACCAUGGAGGUGUCCAAGAUCAAGCAUCAUAUGAGGAAACCUAAGGGGGUGGCUAUCGCAGUCGUGGCCCAGUAUGGCAUCAUGCCUCUCACAGCUUUUUGCUUAGCUAAGCUGUUUAAGUUGGCUGAAAUAGCAGCUGUGGUGGUUCUGAUCUGUGGCUGCUGUCCUGGAGGAGCUCUCUCCAACAUCCUGGCUCUGGCUCUGCAGGGCGACAUGAACCUCAGCAUCGUGAUGACCUCCUGCUCGACGUUGCUGGCUCUCGGUAUGAUGCCUCUCCUGCUCUACCUCUACUGUCAGGGUUUCUCCGACCUGCAGAACGCUGUCCCUUAUGUUGAAAUUAUGAUAUCACUGGUCAUGAUCCUUGUGCCGUGCGGCAUCGGCAUCAUCAUCAAUACCUACAGGCCGCAGUACUCGAGGAUCAUCACAAAGGUAGGACUAAUUAUAAUGAUGAUUUUUAUCGUGGUGAUCGUCACCUUAACCAACAUCGGAAUCGGAAGAGUCAUGCUGACUGUGCUGUCUCCUCCGCUAUUGGCCAUCGCUGCUCUCAUGCCUUUGAUAGGCUACUCCUUUGGAUAUGUCCUCUCUGCGAUCUUCAGACUCAACCAGGCGGAGCGGAGGACCGUUUCUGUGGAAACAGGCUGUCAGAACAUCCAGCUGUGCAUCACCAUAUUGAAGAUAGCUUUCCCCCAGGAAGUGAUAGGCCCUCUGUUUCUGUUCCCAAUGAUCUAUGCGUCUUUUCAGGGGACGGAGGCAUUGGUGCUCAUCGUGCUGUUUAGGUGCUACCAAAGAUUCAUGAAAAAGGAGAAAGAGACUUACCAGCCUGCGGUCACUGAAGAGGAGCUGAAAGAGACGACUGAGGGGACUGUGUGACCUCAAUCACCACCCAUGUAUUUUUCUAUUAAUGUGAACUUUUACACCACAGCGGCUCCAGACGAAGUAAACAAAACUCCUACAGCUGACUAAACAAGCAGAAAAAUGUGCAGCUGUAUAGCUUGUCAUGAUUUUUAUACUGUAUUGUGAUGUGAAACCUCUAAGUGCAUUAGAAACUUCAGUUAUUUCAGUUUUUUAUUGGUUAAGUCUGUUGUCUUUCUACACCAUGCAAACAUCAUCAUAGUUUUGACUGAAAAUAAAAUCCUCAUGUACAAAAAUGUGUUUUUCCAAACUCAUUUAAAAACUACAUUUAAAAGUCUGUAAUCUACACACAAAUCCCAAAU
Messenger RNA from Oreochromis aureus, 1654 nucleotides. RefSeq names its product solute carrier family 10 member 1 (gene slc10a1). Gene Ontology annotation, molecular function: bile acid:sodium symporter activity. The coding region runs from base 276 to 1310 and encodes 344 amino acids. The record is from RefSeq and is a predicted model, not a curated record. Lineage: Eukaryota; Metazoa; Chordata; Actinopteri; Cichliformes; Cichlidae. Gene Ontology annotation, cellular component: membrane. The transcript is spliced from 9 exons. Gene Ontology annotation, biological process: bile acid and bile salt transport.